GCCAGCGCUGCGCUCACUGCGGUCACUACGCGCUGCACUCACUCGCCAUGAUCAUUGUUUAUGCCGUAUACGUGUUGGCUGUGUAUACGGUGCGUGGAAACGAAUCGAACUCAUCUCGAGUGCUAGGGGAGAGUCUCCGGCGACAGCUGAUGGACGACAACUAUGACUACCAGCCUUCAGAGACGGAGGAACUACUGCAUCCGCAGGAUAUAACCAGACGUCAAGGCGUCGCUCUCAACAAACAAGAUACGGAUUUAGACUCCAUCAACAUAUUCGUACCGGAAACAAUAAAUAACCAAUACAUUAUCACCGAGGACAAGGACACAGGACAGGACAUGCUUCACCACCUGGACGACAGACCGACGGACAUCAUGACCAGCGACCAGCGCGACUACGUGGAACUCCAUGAUGAUGGUACUAAGCCCACGCAGCAAGCUAAAUACAAAAUAUUAAAGGUAAAAAACCCCAGUCGUCGGAGUAUGGGCUCCAGACGGUUCAUACAGGAAGAAAAAGAAGACGGAGUGGCCAUCAUCAGCCUCGACGACGGAACCUUCCCGGAGUUCAGGCUGCCGAAGGACAGGCGCCAGUACAUGCAGGACGGAGAUGAUUUGGAUGACUUAGGGCUGGACCUAGACUCCGCCGGUCCUGACUUCGUCCAAAACAAAACAAAACAUUCGAAUGACGACUACUUGUCGGAUCUUAUUCCUACAUUUAAUGUUAGCGAUGAACUAAACAGAGUUUAACAUCGUGCUGCGAGUAAAUGUUAUGUGUUUUUUGAAUAUUUUUCAUUUAAAAUAUCCGUCCGUUCCUGUUAUAAAGCAUAUAUACCAUUCACAUAACGAUAUCAAAUUUCAAUCAACAAUAAAACUAGUAACAAGUUGCGCGCGCACCCACCGCGGGGAGAGAAUGUAAUGGCACGAAUAAUAUUUGCAUUAUUCACUACAUUUAAUCUAAUACUGUUAUGUUAUGAGGCAGUGGAGAUACCAAGCAAUAACCAGACCAGCAUAUUUGUGGACAAAUUGAAGAAUAUAUUGAGACGAAAUAAUGAUGACUACAUAGACAUUCGUACGAGUAAAACUAAUAUACUUACUACAAAAGUAAAUACAACAGCAGCCGUAACAAGA
Bombyx mandarina (wild silkworm) is the source of this 1124-nucleotide messenger RNA. RefSeq lists its product as uncharacterized. NCBI's taxonomy places the organism in Eukaryota, Metazoa, Arthropoda, Insecta, Lepidoptera, Bombycidae. The record is from RefSeq and is a predicted model, not a curated record.